ACAUAUUUUAAAGAAUUUUGAUUCUUAUUAUUUUGUUCAAAAUAUAUAAGAGAAGAGAAGUCUCGGUAACAAUAAGACAAUUAGGGGGAGGUCUUUCAAGUCUAUUCUUCCUCUGAAGCUGGCAUAAUCGAGUGCAACAACUAGCAAAAUGAAGAUGGCGGAUGGACCCACGAUCCUUAGAAGAAAUAGACCCGGAACGAAAGCAAAGGAUUUCUGUAGAUGGCCAGAUGAACCCUUCGAAGAAAUGGAUAGCACAUUGGCUGUGCAACAAUAUAUUCAACAAAUGAUCAGAAAGGAUCCAUCCAAUGUUGAUUUGAUAUUGAAAAUGCCAGAUGCACAAGAUGAAGCAGUGUGGAAAUAUGAGCAUUUGAGGCAAUUUUGUAUGGAACUCAAUGGCUUGACAGUAAGAUUGCAAGAAGAAUGUUAUCCAGCAUCUUGUAGUCAAAUGACAGCUACAGAACAAUGGAUAUUUUUGUGUGCUGCUCACAAAACUCCUAAGGAAUGUCCAGCCAUUGACUAUACAAGACAUACUCUUGAUGGUGCAGCUUGUUUGCUUAAUAGCAACAAAUACUUUCCCAGCAGGGUUAGUAUCAAAGAAUCUUCGGUAGCCAAACUUGGAUCAGUUAGUCGCAGGGUUUAUAGAAUUUUUUCUCAUGCAUAUUAUCAUCACAGAGCAAUAUUUGAUGAAUUUGAGAAUAAAACCUUUCUGUGCCGCAGGUUUACAGCAUUUGUGACAAAGUACAGUUUGAUGUCAAAAGAGAGUUUAAUAGUUCCAAUAAUGGAAGAAGAUGGAACAACAGAAAGCGAAGCCUAGAAUUUAAAUGUUUAUUUAUAUUGUCCCAAGUCGAUUUGUCAGAUUUAACAAGGUCACUGGUAAUACUGAUAUAUCAUUGAAAUACUUGUUGUAGUCCCAAAUGUGACAAGAACAUUGAAAAGGUUCAGUACCUAAUUUCACUGAAAUGUUCUUGAUUAAGAAUAAAAUUUGUUUAAUGGGAAUUCA
This is a messenger RNA of Osmia lignaria (orchard mason bee), 1000 nucleotides long. RefSeq names its product MOB kinase activator 4 (gene Mob4). Lineage: Eukaryota; Metazoa; Arthropoda; Insecta; Hymenoptera; Megachilidae. The record is from RefSeq and is a predicted model, not a curated record.